Astyanax mexicanus (Mexican tetra) is the source of this 5786-nucleotide messenger RNA. RefSeq names its product intercellular adhesion molecule 5 (gene icam5). The coding region runs from base 160 to 3828 and encodes 1222 amino acids. NCBI's taxonomy places the organism in Eukaryota, Metazoa, Chordata, Actinopteri, Characiformes, Acestrorhamphidae. The transcript has 15 exons. Gene Ontology annotation, biological process: cell adhesion. The record is from RefSeq and is a predicted model, not a curated record. Gene Ontology annotation, molecular function: integrin binding.
AUCUUCUUAGAAACAGCAGACACGCCGUAGACAUGCCCUGUUCCACAUGAGUGGGUGAAUUACAGUGAGUAGUUUUUUAAUUCCCCCAGGAGAACAUUAGUAGAACCCCUGUCUGUAGAACUUCAUUCUCACAAGAGCAGCUCUGGUUCAGGACCAGCCAUGCUGCGGCUGCUGCUUCUGAAGCUGAUGGGUCUGAUGCUGGUCGGGCUCGUAAAAGGCGAUCUUUGCCCCAUUACUCUUCAUCCUGCUGAGGUGGUGGUUGAAUAUGGAGCUUCAGCAUCAGCAAACUGUUCCACUUCCAACCCUCAUGAGGGAAUGGGCUGGGUAGCCUUUCAGGGACCAGUGGAUGAGACGAAUGAUGUCCAGUUCAUCAUCUGGAGUGUGGACAAUAUUGAAGAAUGGGACAUAACACCAUUUUGCUACAUCAACAAAACAGAUGAUGACCAGUGCACUGUCUCCCUCCCAGUUACUGUCUACAAGAUUCCUGACGGCGUGUUCAUCAGCACUGUGGGUCACACUGGACCGAUGAUUGAGGAGCAACAGUAUGAGCUCCAGUGUGCUCUUCAGGACGUCGCUCCUGUUGGGAAUGUCAUUGUGAAGUGGUACAAAGGAGACACUCAAGUGGGAAAUACAACCUUUAGUGAAUCCAGCAAAACUCCAGAUAAGCUGUUAGCUACACUCCAGAUCUCCCCCAGCAGAGAUGAUGAUGGAGCUCAGUACAGGUGUAAAGCAGAACUGAACCUAGGACCAAAAGGACCUCAACCUCCUCCUGCAGUGAUGUCAGAUCCCCUCAACAUUACUGUAAAAUAUAAACCAGUGUCAGCCUGUUCAAACUGGUCACCAGUAAUUAGCACCACCCUGGACUCAUAUCCUUUUCCUUUUGUGGGCAACCCGCCACCACGGCUCACCUGGUAUUUUAGAGGGUCAAAGGUUGAUCCCACUAAGCAGCUCGGCAAACACGACUCUGGACAAUAUCUGUACACAGCCAUCAAUACUGUUCACAUGGGGAGCUGCUUGCUCAACAUCACAGUGGAAUAUGGACCAGAGAUAGCACCAGGAGACGACUCAGCAGAGGUCAACAGAGGUCUGAAUGUGUCCCUGACCUGCAAAGCUGAUGGGAAUCCAAAGCCUGUUUUAAGGUGGAGCUUUAACAAUCAACCUAUGGCUACUGGAAAGGGAGAGGCAACACUCACCAUUUCUAGAGCCAAGGUUACCGACAGUGGCGAGUAUCUGUGCACUGCAGCAAAUAAAAUUGGGACCCAAACAAAGAGAGUCUCCCUGGUGGUAAAAGACAUUUGUCCCAUCACUCUUCGUCCUUCUGAGGUGUUGGUCAAAUAUGGAGACUCAGUCUCGGCCAUCUGUUCCACUUCCAUCACUCAUGAGGGAAUGGACUGGGAAGCCUCUCAGGGACAAGUGAAUGAGACGAAUGAUGUCCAGUUCAUCACCUGGAGUGUGGACAGUCUGGAGAAGUGGGACAUAUCACCAUCUUGCUACAUAAAUCUAAUAGAUGAUAACCAGUGCAGGGUCCACCUCAACGUUACUAUUUACAAGAUUCCUGACAGUGUGUCCAUCAGCAUUGUGGGUGAAACUGGACCAGUGGUUGAAGGCAGACAGUAUGAGCUCCAGUGUGACAUUCAGAACGUCGCUCCUGUUGAGUUUCUCACUGUGAAGUGGUACAAAAGAGAGACUCUAGUGGGAAAUUUAACCUUUACUGACUCCAGAACAACUCCAAAGAAUGAGGUAGCUACACUCCAGAUCUCCCCCAGCAGAGAUGAUGAUGGAGCUCAGUACACGUGUGAAGCAGAACUGGAUCUGGGACCAGAAGGACCUCAACCUCCUCCUGCAGUGAUGUCAGAUCCCCUCAACAUUACUGUACACUAUAAGCCAGAAAUAAUCUGUUCAGAUUGGUCACCAGUAAGUAACACCCCCUUGAGCUCAUGUCCUUUUCCUGUCAUGGGAAACCCAACCCCUGAACUCUCCUGGCUUCAAAGAGGAUCUCUGGUUGAAUCGACUAAACGCCUCAGGAAAGAUGACUCUGGACAGUAUCAAUACAUCGCCACCAAUUCUAUAGGGAGGGCCACCUGUGUCACCAACAUCACAGUCAAGUACGCACCAGAAUUUGUAUCAAGAGAGGACUCAGUGGAGGUGGAUAGAGGCAUGAAUACGUCUCUGUUCUGCAAAGCUGAGGGGGAUCCAGUGCCUGAAGUGAGCUGGAGCUUUGAAAAUAUAACAAAGGCCACUGGAAUAGGACAGACAACACUGAACAUUUCUGGAGCCAGACCUGCUGAUGGUGGAGAGUACACGUGCACUGCCACAAACACAUUUGGAAGCCAAACAAGAAGAGUCUCCCUGGUGGUUCACAAUUGCCCCAUUACUCUUCAUCCUGCUGAGGUGGUAGUUGAACAUGGAGCUUCAGCAUCAGCAAACUGUUCCACUUCCAUGCGUCAAAAGGGAAUGGGCUGGGAAGCCUCUCAGGGACAAGUGGACAUGAUGGAGAAUGUCCAGUUCGUCACCUGGAGUGUGAAGAGCAUUGAGGAGUGGGACAUAGCACCAUUUUGCUACAUGACUCUAUAUGAAGCUGACCAGUGCCAGGUCUCCCUCCCAGUUACUGUCUACAAGAUUCCUGACGGCGUGUGGGUCAGCAUUGUGGGUCACACUGGACCGAUGAUUGAGGGCCGACAGUAUGAGCUCAAGUGUGCUCUUCAGAACGUCGCUCCUGUUGGAAAUGUCAUUGUGAAGUGGUACAAAGGAGACACUCAAGUGGGAAAUACAACCUUUAGUGAAUCCAGCAAAACUCCAGAGAAUCUGUUAACUACACUCCAGAUCUCCCCCAGCAGAGAUGAUGAUGGAGCUCAGUACAGGUGUGAAGCAGAACUGAACCUAGGACCAAAAGGACCUCAACCUCCUCCUGCAAAGAUUUCAGAUCCCCUCAACAUUACUGUACUCUAUAAACCAGUGUCAGCCUGUUCAAACUGGUCACCAGUAAUUAACACCACCCUGGACUCAUAUCCUUUUCCUUUUGUGGGCAACCCACCACCACGGCACACCUGGUAUUUUAGAGGGUCAAAGGUUGAUCCCACUAAGCACCUCGGCAAACACGACUCUGGAGAAUAUCUGUACACAGCCAUCAAUACUGUUCACAUUGUGAGCUGCUCGCUCAACAUCACAGUGGAAUAUGGUCCAACAUUUGACUGUCUCAAAAACUACAAGUGGAGAGAACACAGUCUCUUCUCACAUAACUGCACAGCUCUGGCUUCUCCUGUAGCUACCGUCUCCUGGAUCAAAGAUGGAGAAAAUGUGCAACCCCCACGCAAUAUCACAAGGAGAGAUAAUGGCUUGUACAUCAUAAGGGCAAAGAACAAAUAUGGAACUGUAGACCAUCAUUUGUACCUUAAUGUUCUAUAUGCCCCAGUUAUAGCACUGAAAGAGGAAUCGGUAGCGGUGUACAAAGGCAAUGCUGUAUCUCUGCUCUGCAAAGCUGAGGGGAACCCAGAGCCUGAAGUGAUUUGGAGAUUUAACAAUCAAAUAAAGCUCACUGGAAAGAGAGAGGCGAUACUCAACAUUUCUGGAGUCACCGCUGCUGAUAGUGGAGUGUAUACAUGCACAGCCAAAAAUGAGCUUGGGAGCCAAGAAAGGAGGGUAGAGGUGCUGGUGGCGGUGAAAGAAAACACCAUUCAGAUCGUUCCAAUAAUUAUUGUUUUGGUGUUGAUCAUCAUAAUUUUGAUAUGCAUAUUUCUGUGCCUCAAGAAGAGGCGGAUGAGACGUUACAACGUGACUGCUGCGAACGGAGUUAACAUGUCAUUGCUUGGUAAUGGUAAAUCGAAAUAAUGACUAACUUGACUCCUGAAGUAUCUCUUACUGUACACUUUUAGUCUUUUCACUGCUUUUAACACACUGAAACCUGAGUGAUGUAUGUUGUUAUGUUGUUAUGUUGUGAUGUACUUAGAUUUUUAUCUUGAUGCAGCAUAAAAUUGACAGGACGUUGGUCUAGUUGUCACUGUUUAUUGUAAGAUUUCGAGUUAAAGAGGAUGAGAAAAUACAAUCUGUUUGGUUAUAAACUUAUAAACACUCCUCCAGUUAAAAUAGUUCCAUUGCUGCUCUGUUUGUAGCUAGACGGUUUGGUUUGUAAGCGCUGCAUUAUUGCUAGGUUACCUGUAUGUGGCGGAGUAAUACAUGGAGAACUUCAGUUACAGUGCAUUACCAGCUGAUAACGGUACUCACGGAACACCUCUCAGCCAAUCACAUUGCAGGGUUGGAACUGUGGUAUAAUGCAUAAUAAUUAGUAAAUGGACUAAUAAAAAAUAUAUAUAAAAAAUAGAUGCAAUGGGUCACUAGAACUUUUUAAGUUGGUGAGAGUUUAUUUUUUUAUAGUGUAACACAACAGUAUAAGAACAAACUCUUGAAGGCAAAUAGGUGCACUCACAAUGGUAUAAACUUUAUUUGAUGGUACAAUACAAAGUUAACUGAUGUCAAAGAUGGCACAAAGCUAAAGUAAAUAAAAAAAUCCCCCUGUUAAAUAUGCGUCCAUUCUAGGGCUGGAGCGAUAUUGAUCAAUAAUUACAUCUCAAUAUGCUCUGGAAAUAAUAAAAGAUCACUUAAAAAUUAUGAGUCUCCCAAAUUAAAAACCUCUGGAAUAUAAUCAAGAGGAAGACGGAUGAUCACAAGCCAUCAAACCACCAAACUGAACUGCUUGAAUUUUUGCACCAGGAGUAAAGCAGCAUAAAGUUAUCCAAAAGCAGUGUGUAAGACUGGUGGAGGAAAACAUGCCAAGUUGCAUUAAAACUGUAAUUAAAAACCAGGAUUAUUCCACCAAAUAUUGAUUUUUGCAUUAUUUGAGGUCUGAAAGCUCUCAUUUUUUUUUGUUUUUGUUAUUUUAGCCAUUUUUUGCAAAUCAACUCUCUAAAUUACAAUAUUUUUAUUUGGAAUUUGGGCGAAAUGUUGUCCGUAGUUUAUAGAAUACAACAACAAAGUUCAUUUUGCUCAAACAUAUACCUGUAAAUAGCAAAAUCAGAGAAACUGAUUCAUAAACUGGAAUUGGAAAGUGAUCUCUUAAUUUUUUCCAGAGCUGUAUAUCUUGAUAUUUUUUCAUUCCAUAAGGUAAUAAAAAAAACAGUUUUAACUGUUGCAGCUAAUUGAAAUGCAUCAUAAUAUAUAUAUACCGAUAUAAAUGAUAUUGUUUUUCUUAUAUCUCGUAUGAAAAUAUUUGGCCACACCCCCUCUAGAAUGUCAUUUAUUUUUAGCUCCUGCCCUUCAAACAGCAUGAGUCUGUCAUUGAUAUCUGACUUAGAGGUACAGAUUGCACACUGCCAUUCUCUUGUAUACUGACUGCUUGUUGGUGUAAGCAACUAUAAGGUACUGAUUUCAACAUUUUCUAUAUUUAUAUAUCAGUGUAUUGUACAUUUUUAAAUGUGCAAUAGACUAUAAUAAUCUUCUUGCUACUGGCGUUUUGUAAACAGUAUUAUAUUACCCAUUAAUGCUUGCAUUUGCAUGUGUCAGAUUCCAUUAAAACUGUUCUGUAAAAUGUUCAAAUGCUCAGAUGUUUAGAUGUUCACAUUACAAGUGUUCUCAGAUCAGAUUUGAUUUUAUUAACCAGCAUAAUACUACUGAUGAGGCUACGAGACUAUAGACUGACAGAAGGGAGGAGGAAGUAGCUGUUAGAUAUAGUAAAAUGCCAUCUGAAUAUAUGCUGAUUUUGUGGCAAUGCAAAAUUGUUUAAAUACUUGAGAUAUUAUUCUGUCUUAUGGCUGAAUUGAUGCGUGGUUCAAUAAAAAGUGCUAAAAAAAGAA